CCGCGGGCGGUGUGCCAUGACGUUUCUUCAAAGGAAGUGUUUUAUGUGGUUAGGGAGGGGUCUUCUAUCUGACUUCGCAAAGAAAGUGCAGCGGCAAUAUGUAUUAUUAAGUCCUGAUUGUUAUAGUUAUAAAGAAAUUCCACACCGCGGUUGGCAUUGUUUACUUUAUAUUUUUGAAAUAAGACGAUGUUGUAAAUUUGCGGCGAGUAACCAAAGGAGGUGGACGAUUUAUACUUAAGUUUGCUAAGCGGAACAAGAAACCAGCUUAGUCGGUCCCAUGAGCACUAGAAGUGUAAACGGCUGUACGUGUUUCGAGGAAGACUAACAGCUGUUUGCAUCAAGGUGAAUCCUGUCCUGAGCACCAGGGAUAGGGGUAUAGGGGAAAGGGUUCUUCGCCUAAAGCAGAGUUAAGCCCCACAAACGUGCGCGCGCACGCGCGCGCUCACACACACACACACACACACACACACACACUCAGCACUGCGCCCUCCGCCACCAUGUCCCUGGUGCUGAAGCAGGUCUUCAACAAGGACCGGACGUUUCGGCCCGUGCGGAAGUUUGAGCGGGGAACGCAGCACUUCGAUCUGUACGAGGUGCUGAAGGCGUCGUCGCUCGACGUCAUGCUGGACUUCAAGCAGGCGGUGCAGCUGCCGCACGGCGAGGGCCUUCACGACUGGGUGGCCGUGCACGUGGUGCACUUCUUCAACCGCAUCAACCUGAUCUAUGGCAACAUCAGCGACUCCUGCACCGAGCAGAGCUGCCCCGUGAUGUCCGGCGGGCCCAAGUAUGAGUACCGCUGGCAGGACGACGGCAAGUACAAGAAGCCCACCGCCCUGCCCGCGCCCAAGUACAUGAGCCUGCUGAUGGACUGGAUCGAGGUGCAGAUGAACAACAAGGACAUCUUCCCCACCAACGUCGGUACUCCUUUCCCCAAGACCUUCAUGCAGGUGGCCAAAAAGAUCCUGUCGCGCCUGUUCCGCGUGUUCGCGCACGUCUACUUCCACCACUUCGACCGCGUGUCCCAGAUGGGGGCGGAGGCGCACGUCAAAACCUACUACAAGUCCUUCUACUACUUCGUCACGGAGUUCAACCUCAUGGACCACAAGGAGCUGGAGCCUCUGGUCUUCAACAAGGACCGGACGUUUCGGCCCAAGCGGAAGUUCGAGCCGGGAACGCAGCGCUUCGAGCUGCACAAGAAGGCGCAGGCGUCGCUCAACGCCGGGCUGGACCUGAAGCAGGCGGUGCAGCUGCCGCACGGCGAGGGGCUCCAGGACUGGGUGGCCGUGCACGUGGUGCACUUCUUCAACGGCAUCAACCUGAUCUACGGCAUCAUCAGCGACUCCUGCACCGAGCAAAGCUGCCCCGUGAUGUCCGGCGGGCCCAAGUACGAGUACCACUGGCAGGACGACGGCAAGUACACCGCCCUGCCCGCGCCCAAGUACAUGAGCCUGCUGAUGGACUGGAUCGAGGUGCAGAUGAACAACAAGGACAUCUUCCCCGCCAACGUCGGUACUCCUUUCCCCAAGACCUUCAUGCAGGUGGCCAAAAAGAUCCUGUCGCGCCUGUUUCGCGUGUUCGCGCACGUCUACAUCCACCACUUCGACAGCGUGUCCCAGAUGGGGGCGGAGGCGCACGUCAACACCUGCUACAAGCACUUCUACUACUUCGUCACGGAGUUCAACCUCAUGAACCACAAACAGCUGAAGCCUCUGAAAGAGAUGACAUCACGGAUGUGCCACUGAGAAAUGGACCCGCCCCCCCCCCCCCCCCCCAUUCCCAAACUUCACAUUCCCGCCCCCCUCCAGGAACACAGCCGGACCACACGGGAGAGAAGACUGAAACAGGAAACGCAAUCGGAGAGAAGACUGAAACAGGAAACGCAAUCGGAGAGAAUCUAUUUUUGUAAACGUGUACUAAAUGUGUAAUAAUCUUUUUAGCAGGAGAGCUUUUUAAGCAGCCUAUUUUCUACUGUGUUUGAGAAGCGGAGAAGUUCUAUUAGUGCCCAGCAUACUGCAAUCAUUCUUUUCUUUUUUUUUGUGGUGAAAUGUUUCUUUGAUAUUUUGUUGGGCCUUUCUGUUCAGUGUGAAGCAUUAUGACUUUUACAUAUUUUUUUAAAAAAGAAAUAUGUUUUUAAAAAGAAUGUUUUUAAAAAGCACUCUUGAGAUUCACACGCCUGCUACAACUGAUUUAAGGUUUCGCUCCUGAACCUUAACCCAGCAUCACCCAAUCAGGGCAAACAUACUCAAGCAAAGCUAGCCUUUAUAAAUGAUAAAUGAUGCUUGCCAUCCUAACCAGGUUAUUGCCAUUCCUUCUCCUUACAGGUUAUGCAACAAACUUUUCCAGAGGCUCUAGAGAUAGAUAAUCUGGGGUCAAGAUUCAAGAAUAUAGGUCAUCUAGAGUCUCAGUAGUCACAAGUUAAUAUUGUUUCACCUGUAAUUGAGGGUUGGUUUUGUAUAUAUUUUGGAUUUUGUAUGUAUUUUAUCCCUAUUUUAAUAUGUAAGUUUAACUUUUCACAACAUAUAUGUCUGUUCCAUUGUAAAACUCUGAACUGCUUGUCUGUGUAAUUGUAUAAAAGGAACUCUGUACGGUUUGUAAUUAAAAAGAAUAAUUAUAAUAAUAUAAAUUAUUAUUGGUGUUGUUGUUAUUGCUGUUGUUGUUAUUAAUAAGCAGUUAUCACGGGGAGUUACGCUCGGUGUUGUUGUUAUUGCUGUUGUUGUUAUUAAUAAGCAGUUAUCAGGGGGAGUUACGCGGGCGAGCGGUGAGUCAGUGACCUGGUUGUCCCUUCUUUCUUCAGUCACGAGGAACGACCGAAUUUCGCCAAGGUGGAGGAGAGGAUGCGGGCCUACUACUACUCCACCUCCAAGAAGACGCCCCCGGAGGAGAAGCCUGGAGCCGCCGCUGCCUCUGCAGACCCGCUCGGGGUCUAGAUCACGCCUCCUCAGUUCUCGGGGCGGGCUCUUUAGCGCCCUCUACGGGCGCCUCUGUGAAUAACUGUAUCUCAACCCUCCUCCCUCGCCCCCCCACCCCCGCCCGGUCCUGGGGGGUUGCAGGAUCUGCUGGUUUGUCGCUAUCCCCUUAAAAUCGCCAGUUGGCCUCGGCCGAACGAAGCAGCUGAGGUCAGCUGACUGUGCAGCAGCCACUUUUAAUUGUUUGGUUACGGGUUACGAGUCUAAAAAAAGAAAAG
This is a messenger RNA of Anguilla anguilla (European eel), 3184 nucleotides long. Its product is annotated as MOB kinase activator 3A-like. The record is from RefSeq and is a predicted model, not a curated record. The transcript has 6 exons. Gene Ontology annotation, molecular function: protein kinase activator activity. Bases 498 to 1742 code for a protein of 414 amino acids. Gene Ontology annotation, biological process: signal transduction; positive regulation of protein phosphorylation. Gene Ontology annotation, cellular component: nucleus; cytoplasm. NCBI's taxonomy places the organism in Eukaryota, Metazoa, Chordata, Actinopteri, Anguilliformes, Anguillidae.